UGCGCAAGCGCAGAGGGCUCUUCCGGCGCCUAAGCAGGCGGGGAUGCUGCGGUUCCGCAGCGUGCUGAGGCAGCUCCGGUCAACACCCAAUACUCGGGGCUCAGCUCGGCUUCCUCUUCGCGCUGAGAUGCCUAAGAAGGCUGGUGCGACGACCAAGGGGAAAAGCCAGAGCAAGGAACCAGAGAGACCAUUUCCUCCCUUAGGUCCUGUGGCAGUUGAUCCUAAAGGUUGUGUCACCAUAACCAUCCAUGCAAAACCUGGCUCCAAACAAAAUGCUGUAACAGAUUUGACAGCAGAGGCCGUAAAUGUAGCUAUCGCAGCACCUCCAUCAGAGGGAGAGGCUAAUGCUGAGCUCUGUCGGUAUCUUUCCAAGGUCCUAGAACUCAGGAAGAGUGAUGUGGUUUUGGAUAAGCACUGAUAGUUGAAUUCCUCAGAAGCAAGAUGUUUCUCUGGCACCCGGAGGCCUCAACAGUGUCACAACAGCUGAAGUGUCACUUCUUCCUCAUCCUGGGCACACCGUGAUGUAGUGCAGCCCCACUGAUUGGGACCCAUGCAGCCAGCCUGGCCCAGGGCCACUCUCUCCCAGCAUGUCCACAGGUCAAGGGAUCUCUACUUCCAUCCUUAUUUUCCUCAAACGCUGGUCCCAGCAGUAAUCAACCAGACUUCUAGAAAAGAGGAGAUAUCUGCUCUCAAGGCUGCUGUGGGCUCCAGUGUUGUAAUCUACUACUUGAAUCUAGUUGUUUAUUUCAUUCUAUAAUAAUUUAAUAUAGCAGAUGUCAGGAAAAAUCUUUGUUUAGAUAUUGUGUCAUAUCUGGAUAUAUCUGAAUCCUAAAGGAUUAAUCUCAAUAUUAACAAUAUUCACUUCUGCCAGUGUCAAGAGUAUUUUCUGCUGUUGGGCUUAAAUCAAUUUUAAAAUUUGAGAGUUUUAAAAGCAUAUCUUUCUGUGUUCAUAAAUAAACAGAACAAAAAUUC
Messenger RNA from Macaca mulatta (Rhesus monkey), 972 nucleotides. RefSeq names its product chromosome 7 C15orf40 homolog (gene C7H15orf40). NCBI's taxonomy places the organism in Eukaryota, Metazoa, Chordata, Mammalia, Primates, Cercopithecidae. The record is from RefSeq and is a predicted model, not a curated record. Gene Ontology annotation, cellular component: cytoplasm.